Messenger RNA from Trypanosoma theileri, 840 nucleotides. Its product is annotated as putative dynein heavy chain. Gene Ontology annotation, cellular component: mitochondrial inner membrane. The record is from RefSeq and is a predicted model, not a curated record. Lineage: Eukaryota; Euglenozoa; Kinetoplastea; Trypanosomatida; Trypanosomatidae. The transcript has a single exon. Gene Ontology annotation, molecular function: lipid binding. The coding region runs from base 1 to 840 and encodes 279 amino acids. Gene Ontology annotation, biological process: ubiquinone biosynthetic process.
AUGAGUACAAUAAAGGCUAAGAUUUUGGAGGAGGCUGUAAAAUUAGUCCCUAAAUAUGGAUUUGUUGAGGCGAAUUUGCUCCCUUCGACACUUGAUGUUUUAAAAGCAAAAGGUGAGUAUGAUAAUAAAGAAAAUAUGGCUAAUUUGAAUUUUGUUCAACUAUUUCCAAGAGGUUUUCCAAUAGCUGUUGUUGAGUAUAUUGUAGAUAAUUCAAAUAAAGUUACUCAUCAGAGACUGGAAAAAUGUUUUAACAAGAGUGCUAUAUUUAGUUCAAUUGUUGAAAAUAAAGAACUUUACCGAAUGGGAUAUUAUAAACCUCCAGAUGUUAAAAAAGUAGUUGAAGAAGCAAUGUUGACAAAGUUUAAUACAUUAUUGCCAUAUGUUCAUCAUUGGCCAGAAGCAGUAGCUCUAGAAUGGAAUCCUGCUAACGUACCAUUUGCAAUCAAAAACGUUGCUGAAUUUGUUGACACCACCUGUUAUUACGCAGAGCGUAUGGAAAAUCUUGGGACUGUAAUAGCUUCUGGGAACGUACUUCUACAGUCUCGUGUUUUCUCUUCGUUUAAUCCUGGAGUGCAUUUAGAAAAUAAAAAUAUUGCACAUCAUAAUGUUUCUUCUUCAAAAACAGAAGAAGAACGAUUUUGGGAAUCCUUUUCUUUAGGAAUUCCUCUUUCUAGUAGUCCACAGACGAGUGGGGGAUUGGUGAACUGUCAAUGGUACGCUAUGAGAACGAAGGUUGCUGCUGUGUUUUCUAUGGGUAUGUUAUCAUUUGUUGGAGAAGCGAAGAUGAAUCAUCCAGAAACAAAGGCAAUGGUAAAGCGUUUAACUGAUACCUUGCUUUAA